AUGGAUGAAAAAGCGAGUAGUUCUCAGAUUGUUGCGUGGACAGAUCCCGGCGUGAAAUCAACAAAUUAUCAAGUAGUUUCAGUUAAUUCACUAUAUUUUGCAUACUGUUCUUCAACUUCUUGCGUUGUUCGAAAUAUUGAUACGUUUGAAAUCGUAAUGCAACCGACAACGAACUAUAUACCACCAAUAACCCUCGAUUUAUGCAAAUCUGAUCCUGAUUUACUUGCAAUUUCAUUCUUAAAUAACAGAAUUUCCGUUAUUUCAAUUUCUAAAAACUACGUUUUAUCAAUAUAUCAAUUUGAUGAUCCAAUAUAUAGUUUAUGCUGGAUAUAUGGUACAAAAAUGAUAUACUGCUUUUCAAAAUCAUUUUCUAGGACUUUUAUAAUAGAUAUUGAAGCAAAAGAACUAACACCGUCAAUAAGCUUUACAGAUUCAAUGCUUACUUGCGCAGUCAGUAAUGAAAGCGAUCCAAAGAUUGUUGGAUGCAAUAAAUUUGGCUCAAUUCAACUUUAUAAAAAGCUAAAACUUGUAGACAAAACAAAUAUUGAUAAAGAUAUAUGUUCGGUAGAGUUCGAUCCGCUUAAUAAUAAAAAUUGUUUGAUCGCAACAUCUAAUGGAGACAUUUAUUUGUACCAAAUUACGGACAAACUUAAUUUAAUUAACACCGUUUCAAGUAAUUUGAAAAUAUCAAGUGCUUCAUGGCUCCCUAAUAUGCCAGGACACUUCAUUGCCUCUGAUCCAAACAUAGGAACGAUAAGAAUUUGGUCUGCAGGCUCAGAAGCACCGAUACAAUCAUUCAAUCUUAAUCACAGUGGAACAAUUCAGGCUGUUGCUCUCAAAAAUCAAAAUAUUUUCACUGCAUUCAAUGAUGGAACAGUUUGCGUUUAUAAUAUUGAGAAAAAACAGACAGUUUACGAAUCAAUGGCUCCACAUUCAGCAAUGAUUAUCAAUAUGAGAUGCUUAGAAAAAGAUUCAAAUAUUCUUUUUACGAAUUCAUGCGAUGGAACGUUUUGUUUCUGGGAUUUGAAUAGCAUGAAAUUACAAGAUAGAUUUGAUCUAUCGAUGGCCAAGGUUUCAACCUCCUCUUCCGAUUUAGCUCCUGAUGGAGAUACAAUUGUUGCAGGAGCCACCGACGGAUGGGUCUAUGUUAUAUCCCAAAAGAAAGCAAAGAUCAUAGACAAGUCGCCAUGCUUUACUUCAGGCCAUGUAAAGUCGAUUUCGAUUUGUCGCCAUAUUCCAACAACAGUAUUAGCAAUAUCAACCACUGGAAGGGCUACAUUACUUGAUAUACCCAAGAAAAACCGUAUUUGGACAUCUCAAAACCAACAAGUUAAGAUAGCAUGUGGGGCAUUUUCACCUCACAAGCCAGGCUGCUAUCUUUUGGCAACUACAGAUGGAAUUUUGAAUAUAUAUAAUAAUACUGACACUAUGUCAAUUAGAUUACCCGAAUCUUAUCCGACAAAUAUUGCAUUCUCCACCAAGAACCAAGAUCUUAUUGCACUGACUUUCGAAGAUGGCAGAAUUGUUACUAUUAAUGUAGUUGACCUCACUGUUGUCCAUCAAUUUGUUGGAAUUCAUAAUGGAGCUGCAUUAAAUUGCACUUUCCAUCCUGUUUUCGAUGAUAUCCUUAUCAGUUGUGGCGAAGAUUUCGCUAUAAAUGUAAUGUCCAUCAAAAGACAAUCUGUAAUCUCCAAAUUUAACAUGCAUAACACUCCUAUCCCAACAAUUGCAGUUUCUCCAUUAUAUCCAUUAUUAUUGAUCACCACAUCUACUGAUUCCACGCUCAGAUUCCUUGCUUUGAAUAGAGUUUUCAUCAAAUAUCAAAUUUCAAAAUUAUUCAAAGAAGAAAUCCCACUUGAAGACAAAAUGAUGUGGAUAACACCAAUGCGAGGCGUCCAGCAAACAAUAAAACUUGCUCACCGCAUUGCAAAAGACCAAAAAAUUUCAUUCAAAAUUGAUGAUCCACAACACAUCAAUGAUUUAGUUCGAAUGAGCUCCAAACAUGUUGAGAAGAUGCUCAAGACCAAAGACAACGUCUCUUUAAUAAGACGCGCCGUCAUAUCCAAAGAGAAACAGAUAGAAGCAGCAAAACAAGAGCUCAGAGCCGGAAACAUCAGAAGUUAUUGCGAACUGAUGAUGCAGGCAGGUGAAAAAGAGAAAGCAAUUGCAGCGGCACCGGCUGUUUCCGCUGAAUUUUGGCAAGAAAUGAUUGAAAAAGCCAUGGAAGACAUUUCUGACCAAAAAGAAAAGAUUGCUUUAUCUGUAGCACGUGGAAAUACCGAGACAGCAUCGAAUACAUGCGAUAACUACCAGGAUAAGCUAUUGUUGAGCGUUGCUUCUAAGUCACAAUUAAUAAAAAAGCCACAAAUUUCCCAAAUUGAAGAGAAAUCAAUUGACAAAUCAUACAAAUACAUGGAAAACGAGUUCCUCAAUAAUGAUUUGUUCAUUGCUUACUCUAUUGCAACCAAAAAAGCUAAAAAACUUCUAAAAGAAGGUGAAGUGGUCCAAGCUGGUUGUUGUUACCUUUCUAUCGGCAAUGUAAACAAGGCGUGUCACGUUUUUGUUAGACAUGGAGCGCCGAUUGUCGGGUAUUUCGUUAACCAGAUAACAAAAGCCAAUUUGGAAUUCGUUAACGACAGUACAAGGAAACUGAUACAAUAUAAUAUUGUUGAUUUGAAAAAAUUACCCGAAAAAUAUGAAGAUUAUGUUGAAUUAUUUAAGAAUUAUCCAAUUGUGACGUUCGAUUCUUAUGAGACAAUGAUCCAACAUGCAGAGAACUUCAAGAAUGCUGCAGUUGAGAAUAUUUCAAGAGAUGAAUUUGAUUUCUCUUUGUUGGAUGAUCUUUUCAAGCCAAUACAGUUUGUGCCUCUCAUGUAUAUACCAGAUUCUGAUAUUAUAAUGUUCUGCUCUUUGGUUUUGAGCUUUUACAAAGCAUAUUGGAAGAAAUACUUUAUAAUUCUUCCAAAAAUUGUUGACAAAGCAAUUUUCUUUGCACAGAAGAUCAACCAAGAAUGGACAGAAAAGGUUCUUGAGAUUCUUAAGACAAUAACUGGAGAUAUCAGAAAAUUGAAUUCUAAAACUAUUGAAUCUGUUGGAAGGAGAUCCCAUAACUCUUCAAAUUAUACUCAACUCGGAUACUUUGUUUCCAAUGGCCAGCCUUACAUGGUUGGAAAUAAAGUCCUUUCGUAUGAAUUUGCUUUAAUGUGGGCUGAUGUGUCACCUUAUCAGAUAUCAACAGAAGGAAUAUAUCAUAUUUGUUUGUAA
Messenger RNA from Trichomonas vaginalis G3, 3264 nucleotides. RefSeq names its product RNA splicing. The record is from RefSeq and is a predicted model, not a curated record. Gene Ontology annotation, molecular function: protein binding. Lineage: Eukaryota; Parabasalia; Trichomonadida; Trichomonadidae. Bases 1 to 3264 code for a protein of 1087 amino acids. The transcript has a single exon.